GGGCGGCGGCGGUGCCAAGAUGGCGGACGAUAAGGACUCGCUGCCCAAGCUCAAGGACCUCGCCUUCCUCAAGGGGCAGCUGGAGAGCCUGCAGCGCAGGGUGGAGGACGAGGUGCAGGCCGGCGUGGGGCAGGACGGAUCCCUGCUGGCAUCACCCUUUCUUAAAGGCUUCUUGGCGGGGUACGUGGUGGCCAAGCUCCGGUUUUCCGCCGUCCUGGGCUUCGUGGCCGGCACCUGCACCGGGAUUUACGCCGCCCAGAACUACGCCGUGCCCAACGUCGAGAAGACGGUUCGGGAUUAUUUGAAUGCGCUGAAAAAAGGUCGGGACUAGCGCGGAGGAGCCCGGAGGCAGUAGGGACUGCGGGAACGGUGCUCCUCGGGCAGCGGGCACAGAGCAGACCCGGGGCUCCCGGAGGCACGUCACCCGCACCCUUCUUUCGUUCUUUUCCCUGGAAAAGGGCUUUGCACUACAGCACUGCGGCACUCAGGGGCUGUGAUGGGUGUGCACGGGGCAUCACGGCGGUGGUGAGCACUCUACUAACCCACAAGGGGGCCCCGAGGGGCUGCCAGCUGCCUUUUCUCCUCACCCUCACCUCCCCCGUGUGAACUGAGGGGCUGCCGUGCCCUGCCACCUGCCGUGCCCUGCCACCUGCCGUGCCCUGCCACCUGCUGUGCCCUGCCACUCACGCUGUGCCCUGGGAAUGUGCUCUGUGUGGUUCCCCAGAAAGGCUUUGUAGUUCUCCUCCUAAGGAGAGACAGCGCCCAGGUCUCCUCCUGCACCACAAAUGUAGCAGGGAACAUCCUGCCCGAGUCAGGCUCAUUAAAUCCUUGGUUAUUUGGUCUCUUCUUCGGUGUUGCAGGGUGACAGUCUUGUCUGGCCUGUCUACACUGACAGCUGGAAAUGGGAAUGCUUGGGAAUGCUGCCGAGGGGCCGCUCCGGAGGGGGCUGUGGGCGCUGAUGCUGCUGCUGUCUGUGGCCAUCUACGGCUCCCACGCCCCCCUCCUGACCCUGUGCAAGGUGGACGGGGCCAUCCCCUUCAGCUCCACGUCGGUGGUGGUGCUGGUGGAGCUCACCAAGCUGGCGCUGUCCCUGCUGUCCCUGCUGGGGGAGCCGCCGGCGCCCGCCGUGUCCUGGCACCACGCCGCACCCUUCGCCCUCUCGGCCCUGCUCUACGCCGCCAACAACAACCUGGUGGUGCACAUGCAGCUCUUCAUGGACCCCAGCACCUUCCAGGUGCUCAGCAACCUGAAGAUCCUGAGCACGGCGCUGCUCCACAGCCUCCUGCUGCGCCGGCGCCUGGGCCCGCGCCGCUGGCUGGCCCUGCUGCUGCUGCUGGGGGCCGGGGUGUGCUACAGCUGGGGGGGGCUCCGAGGGCACGGCGUUCCUGGUGGGACACACCUGCACGUCACACCCGUGGGGCUGGUGCUGCUCUGCGUGUACUGCCUCAUCUCAGGCCUGUCUGCUGUCUACACUGAAGCCAUCCUGAAGGCACAGCCGCUGCCCCUCAGUCUCCAGAACGUCUUCCUCUACUUCUUUGGGGUCCUGCUCAACCUGGCGGGCUCCCUGUGGAGCGGCACCGAGGGCGGGUUCCUGCGGGGCUUCUCCCCGUGGGUGCUGGUGGUGGUGCUCGGCCAGGCCCUCAACGGCCUCAUCAUGUCGGUGGUGAUGAAGCACAGCAGCAACAUCACCAGGCUCUUCAUCAUCUCCUGCUCCAUCCUGGUCAACGCCCUGCUCUCCGUCGCCCUGUUUGACCUGCAGCUCACUCUGCUCUUCUUUGUGGCCGUGGCGUGCAUCGGCCUCGCUGUGUACCUCUACUACGGAGUCACGUAGCCACUGCCUCCCUCCCGUGUGUCCAGGCAGCCCCAGCCCUUUCUCAGGGUUGGGAUUGUUGCUGCUGGGUGCCUGCACAGCUCCAAGGACCCCCCAACAAGGAGUACCCUGUCCCUGCUUCCAGAGGGAAGCUGGGCCCUGCUCCAGCCUGGCCAAGCUCAGUGCCACGGGGUUCCCGUGGGAUCAGGUGUGCCCAGCCUUAGGGCGGGUCCUGAGCCCUGUGUGGGUGCCUCAGUCUCAAGCUGUGCCAGGGGAGGUUUAUGUUGGACAUCAGGAAGAAUUUCUUCCCAGAAAGGGUGAUUAAACGUUGGAAGGGACUGCCCAGGGAGGUGGUGCAGUACCCAUCCCUGGAGGUGUCCAAGAAAUGACUGGAUGUGGCACUCAGUGCUCUGGUCUGGUUGACAAGGUGGUGAUCAGUCACAGGUUGGCCUCAAUGAUCUUGGAGGUCUUUUCCAACCUCAGUGAUUCUGGGAUUCUGUGUCCCAUGUCCUCAAGCUGCUUCCCCACACCACAGUGGCCUGGGAACGCUCCGGCAGCAGUUGACUCUGCCAGCCCAGUGUGGCACUGGUGCCAUUUUGGCUCCCAUGGAUGCUGCUUCCUCCCUCCCCAUUCCUGGUGCUGUUUCCUGGGGCCUCUCCCACUUCCACAGUUUUCCAGCCCAGCUCCUGGCUGAAGCCCUGCUGUCCUCAGGUCCCGCUUCCCCUCCUUGGGCACAGUGUCUGUGUGGAACAGACAGGGAAGGGGGAAUAUGGGAACUGUUUCACCUACUCCCAAAAGGGAGACACCUCCUGGAUUUGUACCGAGUUCCUGGCAGGCAGAACCCACCUGGGAUAUUAAAGCUGCAGUUCAACAGCA
Messenger RNA from Chiroxiphia lanceolata (lance-tailed manakin), 2686 nucleotides. RefSeq names its product solute carrier family 35 member A4 (gene SLC35A4). The record is from RefSeq and is a predicted model, not a curated record. Gene Ontology annotation, biological process: pyrimidine nucleotide-sugar transmembrane transport. NCBI's taxonomy places the organism in Eukaryota, Metazoa, Chordata, Aves, Passeriformes, Pipridae. Gene Ontology annotation, cellular component: Golgi membrane. Bases 902 to 1831 code for a protein of 309 amino acids. The transcript has 3 exons. Gene Ontology annotation, molecular function: pyrimidine nucleotide-sugar transmembrane transporter activity.